Stomoxys calcitrans (stable fly) is the source of this 2197-nucleotide messenger RNA. RefSeq names its product CYFIP-related Rac1 interactor B. Gene Ontology annotation, biological process: regulation of actin filament polymerization. The record is from RefSeq and is a predicted model, not a curated record. Bases 770 to 1744 code for a protein of 324 amino acids. The transcript has 5 exons. Gene Ontology annotation, molecular function: small GTPase binding. Lineage: Eukaryota; Metazoa; Arthropoda; Insecta; Diptera; Muscidae.
AAUACGGCAUCGUGGACGGUCGUGGGGUCUUGUGUUCUCUAGUGUUCUUUAAAUCUUAAAUUAAUAUUUACGGUAAUAAGCCAAAAGAGUUAAAGUCUUAAAUUACAAAACAAAGAAGCUUUAAUACAGCAUUAAAAUCCAUUAAAUAACGACCAAAGUAAUAAAAUAAUUAAAACUAACAGCGAGCGAGCGUAUAGUGUUGCCAACGGGAGUUGACCAAGUGCAUUAAAAUAUUAAACAAAUAUCUAUUGCCGCGAAACAAUAGCAAAGAAAGUUUCUAUACAUAUGUAUGUAAUGCACAGUGCAAAAGGAUAAAUAAUUUCGAGGUCAAAUUUCAUAAAAAAGAAAGCAGCUUGUCAAGGCUUUGCAAACAUAAGUAAGGAAAAUCAAGAGCAAGUGCAGACAGUGUACAAGUUGAAGAAGUUCAGUGAGUUUUCAUACAAGAAGAAUUUUGUGAAUUUAUUUGUCGAACAAGGAAAUUCGAAUACAAAACUACGCUCUCGAAGUAUAAACAAAAGCGCUAAAGUAAACAAAACAAAAUAAAACGAAAAUUGUUAAAGGCCAAACAACAACAAAAAUAACAACAAAAAGAUUCAUUCACACAACGACGUGAAGACACACCAAACAUCAUUUCUUUUUGGAAAAAGUGCAAAGCCAACAAAAGCAAUAACAAAAGCAAAGUAAAAAAAAAUUAUCUGCAAAGAGAGGUACAAAAACAAAACAAAACACACACACAUACUCACAUAACUCAUACAAAAAAUAAUCUGAAAUGGGUAAAUUAUUGAGUUUAUUGGCACGUGAUGACUCAAACUGUUGCACGGCCAAGUCGUACGAUGUGUUUUUGGAUUUUGAGAAUGCGGCACCCACGGAAACCGAACGUGAAGUUUACGAUGAGGUGGAACGUGUGCUAAAGGAAUCAGAAGCUGUGCUGGAAGAGAUAACAGUCUACAAGGGUGCUGGUAAAGAAAUCCGCGAAGCCAUUGCCGAUCCCUCACCACAGUGCCAAGAAAAAGCCUGGUCUGCUGUCCUGCCUUUAGUGAUAAAACUGAAACGUUGCUAUGAACAUUCAAUGGAACUGGAAAAAAUCGUACCAAAACUAUUGGGCCAACUGGUGGGUGGUAAACUUAAUCCUACACAACACCUGGAAACACAACAGGCCCUGGUCAAACAACUAGCGGAAAUUUUAGAAUUUGUUUUAAAAUUCGAUGAACACAAGAUGAAAACACCUGCGAUACAAAAUGACUUCAGUUACUACAGACGUAUCGUCAGCCGGCAACGUAUCGAUGCCACAAAUAAUAUGCUGGUCAGCACGGAAUUGGCCAAUCGCAUGUCAUUGUUUUAUGCCCAUGCAACGCCCAUGUUGAAAGUAUUAAGUGAAGCUACCUCCAAAUUUGUCCAUGAUAAUGCCGAUGAUGUUGACAACACAACGGAAACACUGGGCACAAUGGCAAAAGUGUGUCUGAGAAUGCUAGAAAAUCCUAAACUUUUACAGCAAAUAGAACGCGAAGAAACCCAAAUGCUAGUGCUGCGGGUUAUGGUCGGUCUAGUAAUUCUCUACGAUCAUGUUCACCCGGUAGGCGCAUUUGCUCGCGGUGCACAUGUCGAUGUCAAAGGAUGUGUGCGAUUGUUGCAGGCACAACCUGCCAUUAGAGCAGAACCACUACUAAAUGCCCUGAGAUAUACGACAAAACAUUUGAAUGAGGAGAAUACUCCAAAAAAUAUUAGAAAUCUACUGGCAGCAUAAUAUACAAGUCCAGCAGAGAAGCAACAAAAACUACAACAAGAGCAAACGGAAUAUAAAAAGGACGAUAAAAAAAUAUAUAUUUUUUAUUGGAGGUGCUGUUCAAAUGGUGCACGACGGCUAUCAAUCAAGUGCCGGUUGUUUUUUAACAUAACCACCACCUCAUCUCCCUCCCAAGCGAGGGGGGUAUACGUCGUAGGUCGUCUUUUAUAUUUUUUAGAAAAUAAAUAAAAAAAAAAAUAAACAAGAAAACAAGAAAAAUCUAAAUAAUUUUAUGUAUUGUGCGUGCUUACGUGUUUUUAUUAUUAUUUUGUUUUAUAUAUAUAUAAUUAAUUAAUUAUUUUUAUUAUUAUUAUUGUGUCUUAAGAUUUUUUACCUUAAAAUUAAUAUAUAAAUAGAAUUGUUGAGGUUUUCCCAUCACCGCAACAACAUAAAGAAAUGUUACAACAAACACCA